AUGGGAGGAGUCUUCACAAAGAAAGAUCAAAAAGGUAAAGGGCUNUCUGAAACAAAACAAUGUUUUGCUAAUGGGAAGAAAGAUCAAAAAGGUAAAGGGGUGGCCAAUGAACAAAAAAGAAAGGAACAGAAAAAGGAGUUUAAACAGAAUGGUGUCCAGAUCAGAAGUAAUGAGAAUGAUGGUCUGGAAGAGUCUAAAUUUAAGGUGAAGCAAAAUCUGUCAAAGCUCAAACAUAAUAUUCAAAUUGAUGACCAUUCAGGCAAAGAUAACAAGAACAAUAAUGUCCAAAUAGAUGAUAUUCCAGAUUCAGGAACCACAGAGACUGCGAUAGCUGAAGUAGGGCUGCAGAGUGAGUCUCCUCAACUAGUACAGUCUGUUGGUGAUGAGCAACAAGCACAGAAGGAGAAGGUUUUAGAAUAG
This is a messenger RNA of Ilex paraguariensis (yerba mate), 420 nucleotides long. NCBI's taxonomy places the organism in Eukaryota, Viridiplantae, Streptophyta, Magnoliopsida, Aquifoliales, Aquifoliaceae. The record is from the annotation of a GenBank genome assembly.